AUGAGGCGUAAGUGGGUCAAAAACUGGCUUGCUAGAAGGGAUUUGUUUGGUCACAUGACAUUAUUAAAAGAGUUGAAUGAAAAUGAACCAAAUGAUUUGAAAAACUAUUUGAGGAUGUCAAAACCAGAUUUUGAUCGACUCUUGGAUUUACUAAGACCACACAUAACAAAACAGGAUACAGUAAUGCGCCAGGCAAUACCUGCAGAAGAACGUCUUAUAGCUACUUUACGGUUUCUAGCUACUGGCAGGUCAUAUGAGGACUUAAAAUUCAGUACAGGAAUUUCUGCACAAACUCUUGGUUCUAUUAUACCUGAGACAUGUAAGGCUAUCUAUGAAAUAUUGCAAGACACAUAUAUGAAG
Sipha flava (yellow sugarcane aphid) is the source of this 360-nucleotide messenger RNA. RefSeq lists its product as uncharacterized. The record is from RefSeq and is a predicted model, not a curated record. Lineage: Eukaryota; Metazoa; Arthropoda; Insecta; Hemiptera; Aphididae. The annotation marks the transcript as partial. The transcript is spliced from 2 exons.